CUCUGAAAGAGCGUGCAGGCCCCAGCCUGGCGGGCCCCAGGCUGGGCAGGGCCCCUCACCCCGGGGGCACAAUGGGAGCAGCCACCGGCCGGGGCGGGCCGUUCCUCCUGAGCUCUGUCUCCGCUGAGGACAGUGAACUCAGUCCCGUGGACUGCUCCCUGUCCUGUUCUUUUUUGUUUUUUAUAGGUGAUUGUUUUAACCUCAGUUUGAAAUCUCUCCCUGUUUCAGUUUCGUAUUGAUAGUUUCUAGCCGUCGUAGCCUUUGGUUGUCUGCAGAUUGUAAUUUGAAAUCAGGAGAGCAUGCAGAAUCUGUCCAGCUACGGCUUAAGGUUCUAUCUUAAAUGAGUUCGACUCCGUUUUGCACUAAGCCCCUUGGUUGUCACUGAGCCGCUGUGGGGCUGCAGUGGAGCGAUACUCUACACAGUCGCAUUAAAAAAGCCCAAGUUGGCUGCUCAGGUCUUGCUGUUUGUACAAACGCCUGCCACUCACGUUUUGAGAACUCGAGCCCUGCCUUAACCACGGAGCCCCAUGGAUCAGUAAGACCUGCCGGGGUUAACGUUUUCCCCACCGCCUCCUUCCUGUCCUCACGUUCCCCGACACGGGAAAACUGGCAGUCUGAAGGAGAGGAUCUUCCAGUGGAAGGCCAGGACUGCUUUGAGCCGGCUUGAACAAAUUGCUUUUAAACCGCGUAGAAAGACCUCAGUUUAUAGCAUCCGUCCUGCACGUUGAGACGUAUGAGACAGACAGGCGUGUCUGGGAUGGAGGAGUUAGAUCCCUUUUCGCUUUUCCACUUGUUACAGAGUCCAGGAACGUGCAUCACUACUCAAAAUGAUAAUGGAUCAUGGUACAAGCUAUUUCUCUUUUUCUCCCAAAACAAAAAGUUCUGGACAGUUUACCCAAGAGGUUUCUGCCCUCUCUGGUGUUUCUUCUGAAUGCAUCAGGAGAUAAACACGUUCAUCUUCAGCUCCUCAUCAGGGACAGUGAGUGCCGUGCGUGCUGUGUGAGGACGAGGUUUUGGGCGUGGUUCAGAUCUCGGUGCCCUUCAGUGGCUGUCCUCAUGGUGGCCUAGGAUCCUAGGGCGGGCGGGCCCUCGGGCUGCGAGGAGGCUCAGGAGGAGGAGUGCCCAUGUGUCCUGCCCGGGUCUCUGCGCUCGUUCUGGUGCUCGUAGGCCAGGAGUCAGGCUCUGCUCUGUGCUCCUGCUCCUGAUAAGUAAGACGGUCCUUUAACGUGGCGUUGGGCUAAAACGAGGCUGGUUGUACUCAGCAGAAAGCAUAGCUCAUGGAUUUCCACAUAAGUUUAUGGUUAUAAUUUAAAGCCUAUGUGUUGUGGGGUUUUUUUGGUCACAGUGUGUUGUUCACUAAUUUUACACUGGUCUCAACCCCUCAGUUGCCAGCCUCCCUAGAAGAGGUACGAGACGACAAGACGACAAUAAAAUGUGAAACCUCGCCCCCGCCCUCCCCGCGGUCCCUUCGGCUGGACAGGCUGCACAAAGGGGCGCUGCACAUGGUCGGCCACAAGGACCUCAGGGACUUACGGAACUCCACAGGCUCACAGGACGGCCCCGUGAGCAACCCCAGCAGUAGUAAUAGUAGCCAGGACUCGCUCCACAAAGCCCCCAAGAAGAAGGGCAUCAAGUCCUCCAUCGGCCGCCUGUUUGGCAAGAAAGAAAAGGGCCGACCUGGACAUGCUGGCAAGGAGUCAUUAGGACAAGCUGGUGUUUCAGAGACCGAAAACUCAGCUCAGGAUGCCUUGGGACUCAGCAAACUGGGAGGACAGGCGGAGAAAAACCGAAAACUUCAAAAAAAGUAAGCUUUUCAUUAUUCGUCCAUCUCACUGAACACUUCUCGGUUGUGCCUGAUUUUUA
Equus quagga is the source of this 1863-nucleotide messenger RNA. Its product is annotated as liprin-alpha-1-like. The coding region runs from base 1503 to 1808 and encodes 101 amino acids. NCBI's taxonomy places the organism in Eukaryota, Metazoa, Chordata, Mammalia, Perissodactyla, Equidae. The record is from RefSeq and is a predicted model, not a curated record. The transcript is spliced from 3 exons.